AUUUGAGUUUUUGCGUGCUCGUUCCCUGUGGGCUUGACUCUGCUCGCCAUGAGGACGAUUUUAGCGUUCAUAACCGUCCUGGGCACGACUGUGUCGGCUCUAACAGCGGCCCAUAGACAUUCCCAUAAUAGAUUUUUCAGACGUGACAAUACCACACAGUCCAUUCAAGGAGGCAAUACCACGGACCCUACUGCGUACGACUAUGUGGUGGUCGGGAGCGGCCCAGGAGGUGGUCCACUGGCAUCAAGGCUGGCGAUAGCAGGAUAUAAAGUCCUCUUGAUUGAAGCUGGCGACGAUCAAGGAGACGCAAUCUGGCAACAGGUUCCGGCAUUGCAGCUCCAGGCCACUGAAUACACCCCAAUGCGGUGGGAUUACUUUGUCAACCACUAUCAGGAUCUUGCACGCCAAGAAGAGGACUCCAAGAUGGUCUGGAAAACGCCGUCCGGAGAUGAGUACGUCGGGAACAGCCCACCCGCUGGCUCAACUCCCCUGGGGAUCUGGUAUCCUCGCACGGGGACCCUGGGAGGCUGCUCGGCACAUAACGCGAUGAUCACCAUUUACCCCCAUGAGAGCGACUGGAACAAUAUCGCAUCAAUCACUGGCGAUAGCUCUUGGAGCGCCGGCAACAUGCGGAAAUACUUUGAGCGCAUGGAACGCUGCAGGUAUCUCCCCAACAGUGUCGUCGGUCAUGGGUUUGACGGCUGGUAUGAGACUAGCCUCACGGAGUUGUCAUUGGCGGUUGAGGACCAGAAACUGUUGUCGCUCAUCAUUGCAGCUGGAACAGCAAUGGGCAAGGGACUUCUCGGGAUGGUUCUCAGCACAGUGGCAGGACUGGGGGAAGUCUUGCUCCGCGACAUCAAUGCCGACGUUCCCAAUCGGGACUCUCAGGAGGGCCUUUACCAAGUCCCAAUUGCAGUUACCGAGGUCGACAAGAAACGCAAUGGCGCUCGCGAUUUCAUCCUCGACACUGCAAACGCUGUCAAUGCGGACGGAUCGCGCAAGUACCAUCUUGACGUCAAGCUCAACACACUAGUGUCGAAAGUCCGCUUUGACACGUCUGGACCCAAGCCGAAGGCCAUUGGUGUCGACUACCUGGAAGGACAGAGUCUGUACCGCGCCGACCCUCGUGCAGGUACCGCGGCUGGCGGUACCCCAGGUAGCGUCAACGCGAAUCGCGAGGUGAUCAUUUCUGGCGGUGCGUUUAACUCGCCACAAUUGCUCAAAUUGUCGGGCAUUGGGCCUGCGUCUGAGCUUUCCAAAUUCGGCAUACCCGUUAUCGUCGACUUACCAGGUGUCGGGACUAACUUGCAAGACCGGUAUGAAGCGACGAUUGUGGGAAACAGCAACACCGACUUCGCCAUCACCAAGGACUGUACCUUCCUUCGUACCGAGCCUGACCCAUGCUUGGAGCAAUGGCAAAACCUACCAGGUCCGUCUCUCAAAGGCACAUAUGCAACGAACGGUAUUGCCAUUGCCGUGGUCAAGAAGUCGUCCGUUGCAGACGGGGACCCCGACCUCUUGAUCUCCGGUGCCCCCGCCUACUUCACGGGCUAUCACCCCGGGUAUGCCAAUGAAUCUCUGAAAGAUGCUCACCAUUGGGCCUGGAUCGUGCUGAAGGCACACUCGCGCAACAACGCCGGUACUAUCGGCCUGCGCUCUACCGAUCCCCGUGACACACCCGUCAUCAAUUUCAAUUAUUUCGACACUGGGAACACUGCCAAUGAUGCUGAUGAAAAGGAUCUCCAAGCCACCUACGAGGGGAUGGAGCUGUCGCGCAAGAUGUUCAAAGACUAUAUCCCGCUGCAGGGCACCUUCCAGGAGGUGUGGCCAGGAAAUCAGGUCACCACCGAAGCCCAGAUGAAAGACUGGAUCAAGAAAGAAGCAUGGGGACAUCAUGCUAGCUGCACGUGCCCUAUCGGCGGCGACGAUGACGAGAUGGCGGUUUUGGAUUCGAAAUUUCGUGUUCGGGGCGUCGACGGGCUGAGAGUGGUUGAUGCAAGUGUCUUCCCCAAGAUCCCGGGCUUCUACAUCGUGCUGCCCACGUAUAUGAUCAGUGAGAAGGCAGCCGAUGCUGUUCUGGAGGAUGCUGCUAAUGCAUGAGAUCGAGGGGCUAUCAUUGGAGUUUGCGCUGCAUCGUUGCCCAAAAAAAAUUAUCUUCAUGACCUAGUCUGACGCAGAGAAGGCUUUCUGGAUUCUCGGACUUCGAAGCGCUUCAUGCGCUUAAGUUGUAAUAUAGAGUGACGGCCGGAGAGAUGAUAGCAAAGAGAUUGGACACGUCAACGUUAAUAGAGACCUAGCAGGUGGGUUUCAACCAAAAACUAGAAUGGAUAUGGUCCAUCAUGUUGAUGCGGGGUGUCUGAGAAUGA
Cladophialophora immunda is the source of this 2366-nucleotide messenger RNA. RefSeq lists its product as uncharacterized. Gene Ontology annotation, molecular function: oxidoreductase activity, acting on CH-OH group of donors; flavin adenine dinucleotide binding. NCBI's taxonomy places the organism in Eukaryota, Fungi, Ascomycota, Eurotiomycetes, Chaetothyriales, Herpotrichiellaceae. The record is from RefSeq and is a predicted model, not a curated record. Bases 49 to 2100 code for a protein of 683 amino acids. The transcript is spliced from 2 exons.